GGAGCGUAGCAGCGUCGCUACGCGCGUGCUACGGCUCGUCCUCGUAGAAAAGCACGUGUACUACGGAAUACAAAGAUGUGGACGUCGAUGUGGUUUACCAGUGUCCUCGCAAUCUUGGUCGCUGAUAUAAGAACUGGCGCUAUUCAAAACAAAGAAAUCGAGGGCCGACAAUGCUAUCAGUGUCCGAUUGCAAACACUACAGCGUGCUUUCAACAGAAAGUCGCUGUUUCGUGUCCUCCUGAACAACCAUACUGCGGCACCGUGGCUGUUGGACCUCGUUUCGAUUCGUUGCUCAAAUGUUUGCCCAAAUUCAAGAGUUCGUGCUCAAUGAAACUUACAUCGAAUUCGAUACUCGAAUUAUCAUGCGCUUGUUCAGGUGUAUUGUGCAAUGCACCUUUCACAAAAACCACUCAAACCCGAUUACAGGAAUUCGCAAAAUCCAAUACUGUAGGCAACAGUAGUGAUGUAACAAAAGCGUUUUACAAAUAUUUCAAACUAGAGAAUGCAACUGAUGCUUACAAAGCGGUAACCAAUAAUGAAGAAGUAAAGACCACGGCUAGUUAUACAACGAUAUCGACUGUUACAAAAUUAAAUGAUGUGUUGAUUAUAAAUACGAAUCAGUCAAAUGAAAUUGAUCUUCCUCAUGCUGAACCAUUGAAGCACGAAGCGACUGUACCCCCUGAUGAUGAUGAAGAUGAAACAGAAGGAAGUGGGAACUAUGAUGAUACAAAAACUCCCAAAAAUACAGUCUCUGCUCCCGCCGCACCAAGUUCUUUUCUACCAGCCGAAGAAAACAAAGCUUCCAAAGUAGUUCAAAACAUAUUAUUUAUUAUACCUCUACUUACUUUACUCUAGAUUGUAAAUACAAUAAAAAUUUAGAAACAUUU
Messenger RNA from Papilio machaon (common yellow swallowtail), 887 nucleotides. RefSeq lists its product as uncharacterized. The transcript is spliced from 4 exons. Lineage: Eukaryota; Metazoa; Arthropoda; Insecta; Lepidoptera; Papilionidae. The record is from RefSeq and is a predicted model, not a curated record. The coding region runs from base 76 to 855 and encodes 259 amino acids.